AUGUCCUGCCCACCAUCCGCUCACUCUAGGACCUUGCUUCAGACAUCGGGCGGGCGGGAACUGGGUGGGCGCAGAGCGCGCGGACAGGGUCGCUUGGAGCGGAAGGACGGGGGCGGCGAGCGCGGCUCGGUGGAAUCGGCCCGGCCAAGGAGAGGCGGUAACUCCGAGGACCAAAAUAGGGUUUUCCGGGUUUGGGGAAGCCGCGGCGAGCCCCAUCUUCCGGCGUCGCCGCCCCGGAUGCUAUCUCCUCCUCCUUUGUCGCCGCCGCCUCCUCCUCCUCUGUCGCCGCCGCCUCCUCCUCCUCCCCGGGCCGGGCUCCGGUGCCUGGUCCCUUCUGACGCCGCUCCUGCCGCCGCCGCCGCCGCCGCCGCUGGGUUCCUCCUCCUGCACCAUGUGUCCGGCCGAGUGAUGCGGCAGUACACAGUGGUACGCAGCCGCAGGACCUCAGCUGAAUACACAGCUAGAAGGUUGGCUGUCACAGGUGUGGAUAGACGCAGGACACCUCUGUGUGACGUCCCUAUUAAUCAGAAGAUUUCUGGAGGAUUGAAGAUGAACGCAGUAUUGACAUACAUUGCUGUCAUACUGUUAAAGCCACAGCAAGCAAUAAGGAUGGGUUUGCUAUUGUGCUGUGCUGCUUGGAACUCGGAAUGA
This is a messenger RNA of Hippopotamus amphibius kiboko, 651 nucleotides long. RefSeq lists its product as uncharacterized. The transcript is spliced from 3 exons. Lineage: Eukaryota; Metazoa; Chordata; Mammalia; Artiodactyla; Hippopotamidae. The record is from RefSeq and is a predicted model, not a curated record. Bases 1 to 651 code for a protein of 216 amino acids.